AUGGGGAGGCGCUGGACGUGGAUGCUCGUGUUCCUGUGCGCGUCCUCCGGGGCGCUGGGCUCCGGGGAGGCGGGGGCCGGAGCCGGCGGGCCGCUGCAGGCUCUCCACUGCCCGCCCUGCGAGAGGGUCCACUGCCCCUGGCGGCGGGCGCUGAGGCUGCAGUGUAAGGGCGGCGUGAGCACGGGCGUGUGCGGCUGCUGCCCCGCCUGCGCCCGCACCGAGGGGGAGGCCUGCGGGGGCGCCUGGGACUACCUGGGGAAGUGCGACGGGGGCCUGCUGUGCGUCCACGAGGAGGCGGGAGCAGAGCGCGGGGGGGUCUGCAGGGCAGGUGGGGGCCCCAGGGUCACCGUCAGCGGGCCUCUGCUGGGGGGAGGGGGGGGAAAUCUCACCGCCAAACCCAAACAGAGUAAACACCCUCGGGCGCCUUUUAUUCUCCUCAGUAAUUGUGGUGGGAAGCGAGCCAUGGUGGAGCGGCCGGAGCCGGAGGGCUGCAGCCCGGAGUGCACCCAGGAGUACUGUCAGGACCACCCCGUUGCAAUCUGCUCUGCCAGGUCAGUGUCUGUGGAGAACAGGGCCUGCCGGGGCUCCUGCCUGCACACGUCCUGCUCCAGCUGCCUGACGCUGAGGCGCCCGUCCUGCCCUCACGCCUGCGGCCCGUCCGAUUCCGACUGCCUGCAGCGUUUUGGGAGGUGUGUCCACAGCCACCUGAGAGCCCCCCCACACCCCGUCUGCCACAGCGCCCUGCAGAGGAGCAGCGAGGGGCACUUUGUCUGCUUACUGCCCGCCUGUCCGGACCAGAGUGGGUGA
Messenger RNA from Menidia menidia (Atlantic silverside), 807 nucleotides. Lineage: Eukaryota; Metazoa; Chordata; Actinopteri; Atheriniformes; Atherinopsidae. The record is from the annotation of a GenBank genome assembly.